AUGAAGCUCUCCCUGCUUGCCCUCUCGGCCAUUGCCCCCUUGGUGUCCGCCCAUUACUUCUUUGACGUCCUGGUCAUCGAUGGCAAGGAGACCAAGAGCAAUGAGUUCGUCCGCUCCAACACCCGCCCGGCCAAGUACAACCCAACCAAGUGGGUGAAUAUUCGGGAUGACAUGACCCCUGACGUGACCGACUUCCGCUGCAACAAGGGCGCCUUUACCUUUGCUGGCAAGACCGGCACCGCUGAGGUUAAGGCUGGCUCCAAGCUGGCAAUGAAGCUCGCUGUUGGUGCCACCUUUCAGCACCCUGGCCCAGGCUUGGUGUAUAUGUCCAAGGCUCCCAGCGCCGCCAAGGCCUACCAGGGUGACAAUGAAUGGUUCAAGAUCCAUGAGGAGAGCGUCUGCAACAAGAACGCCGACUUCACCAGGGAUGCCUGGUGCACCUGGGGCAAGGACCGCAUUGAGUUCACCAUUCCCGCCGACCUUCCUGAUGGAGAGUAUCUUAUCCGCCCUGAGCACAUUGGUGUCCACGGCGCUCAUGUCGGACAGGCCGAGUUCUACAACACCUGUGCUCAAGUCAAGGUCGUCGGCGGCGGCAACGGCACCCCCGGUCCUACCGUGAAAUUCCCCGGCGCAUACAAGAAGAACGACCCGUCCUUCAACUUCAGCAUCUACCAGGGCUACAAGGAGUACCCCAUGCCGGGCCCUGCUGUCUGGACCGGUGGCUCGGGCUCCCACUCAGGCUCCAACGUGCAUAACGCCACCGAGUCCACCGCUCCUGAGACCAACGCUUCCCCAACCACCGCUCCUUCUCACACCAGCGCUCCCCAAGCCACCGCUCCCCCUUCGAAGGGAAGCACCGGUACCUGUUCUGGCCGUCGCAAGCGCAGACACGCUCGUGCCUUCGACCAGUAG
Molecule: messenger RNA, 912 nt
Organism: Aspergillus clavatus NRRL 1
Lineage: Eukaryota; Fungi; Ascomycota; Eurotiomycetes; Eurotiales; Aspergillaceae
Product: lytic polysaccharide monooxygenase auxiliary activity family 9 protein
Exons: 3
Coding region: 1-912 (303 amino acids)
Source: RefSeq, a predicted model, not a curated record